Messenger RNA from Linum trigynum, 3042 nucleotides. NCBI's taxonomy places the organism in Eukaryota, Viridiplantae, Streptophyta, Magnoliopsida, Malpighiales, Linaceae. The record is from the annotation of a GenBank genome assembly.
ACUUGAGAGCAAAUGACAAAAUUAGUUUUACCUGCAAUAUGCUAAUAGACUUGAUCGAAGUAAUAAGACACAAAAUUAAAACACUCCUUAUCUAUCAGUUCCAGUAGGUUGAAUAAAGAAUCGACCUAGUUGCAAAAACCAUAAACCUAAAGGUCAAAUGGUCACCACUCUCAGUUGUACAACCAAAUUUUUAUCUAAAGAGGCUUAUGUUUCAAUUAAAAAAAUUUUAAUCUCUAAUCCUCCUUCUACAACUCCAUUUAUUGAACUCCAUUCUAUUUUUCGUGGAUUGAUAUCGGAAUUGAAAUCUUCUACUUGCCUAGCUUAAAUCCCCAAGAAUAAAAUCGUAGUGCCAAGAGAUACCAAAAGAUUGAUUUCAAAGGCGACCUUGUAUUGGAAAGUGAAAGGGGCGCAAACUAUUGCACGAUGGAGGGAAUUUCGGAGGAAGUUAAAAGAUAUAAGAACAAAGAUAAAAAAAAAGCACUAAAUUUAAAUUUAAAUUGAAAAUUUCAAGGACACAACACACAGUAUCAUAAUUAGUUUAUUCUAUGGUAGCCAAUUACCAAUAUACCUUUAGCAAAAUAUUAAGGCGAGAGCAAAAAAAUUAAAAUUGAGAAAAUUACAUGAAACUAUACUAUGAAACUGAAGUAUCAAGCACCAUAAAAAUACAUACGGUAGACUUAGUGGGCUUGGUAAUCAUGAUGGAAAAUUCAUCCAAUUUUCAGAGUUUAACUUUGUGUAUGUUUUGUACUAAAAAAGAUACAAAAUAUUUGUUUAGUGUAAUUGGUUGAGAUUGUUGUCUUUGUUUUAAGAGAAUCGGGUUCGAAUCCUCAUAUUGUUAUUUUUUAUAUGAGAUAAAUAAUUAAUUGUAAAGACAAAAAUGUCCUUCCUACUUUCACUCUCGUUGUAGGAAAUUUGAAAUGGAGAAAAGUUCACAAAACUCUACCAUAUAUUGUUGGAGGAUUUGUGGCAUCCAAAUUCAUUUUCGUCUCGUCCCACAUAUGUCGAUGAAGAAGAUGGGGAGGAGAAUCUAUGAUGACGAGAUCGAUACCAUGAAGGCAAGGGGCCCUCGGCAGACGGUUUGGGUCAACCGCCAAAUUAAUGGCCCUACAAGUCAUGCUCGUACCUAUAUCCGUGGCCAUGAUGAGGGGAGGAAAAUGGCCACAAAGAAAUUGGAGGAGUUUCCUCAAACCGCUAUGGGCAAUUCGUUCCAAGAUAGCAAACCAAAACAAGAGCAGGGGUUGAAACCAGCUCCGUCCAAGACUGCGAGUCCGCGGGGUUUUCCUAUCAAUAAACCACCACGGAUUCAAUUAGGGAGAGGAAGAAAUAAAAAACAAGGGCAGGGUGGAAAUAAAAAUGACCAUUGUCGGCAGGAUGCUGAUGGGAGUGAGGUUCGGAUUUCCCUUGGCGGCCCUAGCGCUGGUCAAUCAGAGCUGAAAAAUAACUCGCCGGACAUCCUCGCCGAAACUCGGCGUCGACGGCUCAUUCUGGAAUCAGACUCCGAUGAUGAUUCCCUGGCAAUUGACCGGGCUCCUAAAGCGAAUGGGCCAGGGCCCGCAAAGGUUAGGGGGCCUGUUACAAAGCUCCCUCUUCAGAAUCGGGAAGGCUGGGCUGGAGUUAAUACCCGCCCAUUGGGAGAAAUGAUUGAUGGUCGUGGUGAUGGGCCCGCGACAAAGACCGAGAUUAUUAAGGGCCAGGGGACGGCCCAGAAUAGCCAAGCUUCUCAUUGCCCUAAGCCACAGCAGGCCCGACCCACUAGAAGGGGAAAGCUGCGCAAGGCCCAGGGUGCGGAAGGACUAGCUAGGAGAAAUGGCGGCCCAAAGACAGUAAAAGAGGUGCAGUCUGGGCCCGCAGAAUUGGGUGGGGCAGUUGGGCAACCCCAGGAGUCGGCUCCCAAGGCUACUGUGAUUAAAGCUCUAGUUUCGGAUAAUUCGGAGUCUGAGGAGGAUAAUCAAUGUUUUGAAAUUAAACGAAGGGGUCCCUCCUCUAGGACUACUGAAAUUUCUACUCAUUCAAAGGGGAGAGUUAGCCAAGUGGUGGCCGCUUUUGAAGCAGGACUCACAAUUAAUUCAGAGGCUCAACUGAUUUCCCAGGAGAAGAUGGAAAUUAAUACUCCGAAUCAGGAGGAGAAUAUUAUACUUCAGGGAGAGAGCUCCCAUCUGGAUGAAUAUGGGUCGAAUUUGCUAAACCCUGAGAUUAGGACGCGAAAGCGCCGUUGGAGGCUAUAGAGGGCGAUCUGGGAGAUGUACCCUCGCCAAAAAAACAAUUUAUUGAAGUUGUUGAUAAUCUGGAACAGGUGGAGGAAGCCAGCCUAGAGUGGCCCCAGACCGAUAAAUGAAACUUUUGGCCUGGAAUGUGAGAGGAAUUGAACCAUCCCUCACAUUCCAAACUGCUGUCGGUUUAGUUCGUUCUAAUAAACCGGAUCUCGUGUUCUUCUCUGAGAUGCGAUCGAGCCGGCGUGUUGUCUCCCGUCGUAUGCGGGGUUUGGGUUUUGUUCUCUAAUUGUUUUUUUGUUGAUGCUGUUGAUGCAUCGGGUGGGUUAGUUGUAGCUUGGUCCCCCGAAGUUGAUGCUUCGGUGUUUUAUCAUUCGGAUUUUUGUAUUUGCGUCAGAAUUAAUGAAGUGGAUUUUUCUUAUAUUGUGGUUUGUGCCUACAUUAGUUGCAACAACUUGAUCAGAGCUUCCCAAUUGGCUCACCUCCAGGAGCUCUGCUCUACUUUCUAUCUUCCCUAUGUGAUUAUGGGUGAUUUCAAUAAAACUCUUCAUGAGAGUGAAAAGGAUGGUGGUAACCCUUGGAAUGCUUCUCAGGCGAUUAGCCUUCGUGAUUUUAUUCACGAGUUGGGACUCCAUGAUUCAGGCUUCCUUGGGGACUAGUUCACCUGGACUAAUAAGAGGAUGGGUGCAGCUUGUAUCCGUGAACGUCUAGAUAGGGCCCUUUGCUCCAACCUUUGGAUGGAUCGUUUCCCGGAGACCUUGGUCAAACACUUUACUGAUCAAGGGUCUGAUCAUCGGGCUAUUAUUAUCUCCGAUAAAGCCUAUGCCAGAAA